CCCUAGAUAUUGUCGUCAUCUCUCUCUCUCCCCUUUGUGGAAGAGAAGUAACGCAGCGCAGGCACGCCUACCAAGGGAAGGGAAGGCAGGGACCCACCAUCGAUAUAAUUGCUCCAUCCCCGGCGGCACCUCUCUCGUUUCCUUCCACAGCUCCGCCGCUCCUUGCUCUGCUGCCUUCCCGUCCUCUGUCUCUGUCUGUCCUGGCGCCGCCUCGUCCUGCUCCACGUUCGGCUGGAUAGUGAUCACUAGUCAGCCACAGCUCUGAAAUGGGGGAGCCGGCGAAGGUGUACUACGACGGCUGCCCCGGCUGCGCCAUGGACAGGAGGAAGGAGAGCCGCGAGGGCGUUCCCUACAAGGAGCUGCUCUUCGUCGGCACCACCACCUUCGCCUCGGCUCUGCCAAUAACAUCCUUGUUCCCGUUUCUGUACUUCAUGAUAAGAGACCUGCAUGUUGCUCAAAGAGAAGAAGACAUUGGAUUCUACGCUGGCUUUCUCGGUGCAUCAUAUAUGAUCGGCAGAGGUCUUGCGUCAGUCUUCUGGGGCAUCAUAGCUGAUCGUAUUGGACGAAAGCCUGUAAUUGCAUUUUCGGUAUUUUCAGUCAUUGUUUUCAACACAUUGUUUGGACUGAGUGUGAAAUAUUGGAUGGCUAUUGCUACAAGGUUUCUUCUUGGUGCCCUGAAUGGAUUCCUUGCACCUGUAAAGGCCUACUCCAUUGAAGUUUGUCGACCUGAACAGCAAGCUUUGGGUAUAUCAAUUGUCAGCACAGCAUGGGGAAUGGGUGUUAUAAUUGGUCCAGCAAUUGGGGGCUACCUAGCACAGCCUGUCAAACAAUAUCCACAUCUGUUUCAUGAGAAGUCAGUGUUUGGAAGGUUCCCAUAUUUAUUACCAUGUCUAUUUAUCUCAUUUUUUGCUACCUUGGUUUUCAUAAGCUGUGCAUGGCUCCCAGAGACCCUACAUAAGCACAAAGGCCUUGAGAGAACAGUUGAAAUGGUAGAAGGUCCCACAGCUCAAGAAAGCACAGAACCACCUAAGAAGAGUUUACUUAAAAACUGGCCUUUGAUGUCCUCCAUUAUCACAUACUGCGUCUUCUCCCUUCAUGACACUGCAUAUGUUGAGAUAUUUUCUCUAUGGACUGUAAGUAAUAGAAAAUACGGCGGCCUUAGCUUUUCAUCUAAAGAUGUGGGCCAAGUUCUUACAGUUGCAGGCGCCAGUCUUCUAGUAUAUCAACUCUUUGCUUAUCGUUGGGUUGAUAAAACUUUUGGACCUAUCCAGUCAACCCGAAUUUCGUCGGCACUGUCUAUACCAAUAAUUGCUGCUUAUCCCUUCAUGACACACCUAUCAGGAAUAAGACUUGGUGUGCCGCUCUACAUUGCAGCAAUGCUGAAAAGUGUAUUUGCAAUAACCAGAGUUACUGGCACUUCUCUGCUGCAAAACAAUGCUGUGCCACAAGAACAAAGGGGCGCUGCAAAUGGAAUAGCUACAACUGCAAUGUCUUUGUCGAAGGCUUUUGCUCCAGCUGGAGCAGGCAUUAUAUUCUCAUGGGCACAGAGGCGCCAACAUGCCGCGUUCUUUCCAGGAGACCAGAUGGUGUUUCUGCUACUGAAUCUGACAGAGCUGAUCGGGCUGAUACUGAGCUUCAAGCCUUUCCUGGCAGUUCCCCAGCAGUACAAAUGAAGCAUAUAGCUAGAGUUGGUGUCGCCAGAUGAGAGAGAUGGAAAUGGCAUUAUCAAGCUAGCAAUGCGUAGGGAAGAUUGAAAACACAAUCGUGUGUACAGUGCAAUUUAGUUUGGAGUCCGCUGCAGUGUUCGAGUUGGUGCACAUGGAGGACCUGUUAUAUAAUCGCCUGGGAAUGAAAUUGGGUUGUUGCACUGUUGAA
Panicum hallii is the source of this 1875-nucleotide messenger RNA. Its product is annotated as protein ZINC INDUCED FACILITATOR-LIKE 1-like. The record is from RefSeq and is a predicted model, not a curated record. Gene Ontology annotation, molecular function: transmembrane transporter activity. The transcript is spliced from 17 exons. The coding region runs from base 267 to 1673 and encodes 468 amino acids. Gene Ontology annotation, biological process: transmembrane transport. Lineage: Eukaryota; Viridiplantae; Streptophyta; Magnoliopsida; Poales; Poaceae.